AUGAGUGUGCGUCAGUUUUCUGCUGGGGCUGGAUUCAUUUGAGACGAAGUCCACACACUCUUGGUGAAAGUUUGUUAAUUCCUUUCGAUCUUAGUUUCGACUUCAAAUAGAGCGAAAAUCAAGAAGAAGUUAGAUUUGAAAACCACUGAGGCUGAAAUGAAAGGAAUCGUCUACGGGGUUGGAACACUAACUUUGAUCUUUGCACUUAAUCAUGUGCAUUGCGCUCCUAUGAAGCAAACGCGUCAAACGGCAUUGUUUAUGGAGAAAUUUGGUUACUUGGAUGAUGAUGUCAUAGGCAAGAACAGAGGUCCAUUGGAUCCGAACUCGACUGAGUUUCGAGCAUCGAUCAGGAAACUUCAAAGAUUUGGAAAUAUCCCAGUCACAGGACGAAUUGAUGCAGCCACCAUAAAGCUCAUCAAUACUGACCGGUGUGGUGUGAAAGAUCCACCCCCCGAUGCCGCAGGAAGAUUUACUUUACAGGGGUCCAGAUGGAAGCGAACGGACAUAACUUAUAGGAUUCUUAACUACACCAAGGAUGGCAUACCGUUCAGCCAACAGCGAACAAUUUUCCGGAAAGCGUUCGAUUUGUGGCAGUCUGCCUCGGCGUUGAGGAUUAGAGAGGUAUACAGGGGAGAUGCUGACAUUCUCAUCAGCUUUGUUCGCCAAAAGCAUGGCGAUCCAUAUGCCUUUGAUCGUAGAGGUGGUACAUUGGCGCACGCAUUUUAUCCCCACAAUAACAGAGGUCUCUCUGGUGAUGCCCAUUUUGACGAUGAUGAACAUUUCACAACAGGAAGGAAAGAUGGCAUCAACCUAGAUUGGGUGGCUGUUCACGAGUUUGGACACAGUCUGGGUCUAGAACAUUCCAACGUACAAGGAUCCAUCAUGUACCCGUGGUACAAAGGAUAUGUUGAGGAUAUCAAACUAACAAAUGAUGAUACGCAAGGCAUUCAGUCUUUAUAUCCAAUGCCAACUGUUCGGCGAAUCAUACCAACUACGAGAAUCACCACCACUGUUACUACCACCAGACGCCAGCCCCCAACCCCGCGACCCACAGUUCCGACUGAGGUUAUUUGCAGCAGCACAGUUCGUUAUGACACAGUAUUUGUUGGUACUAACAGGUGGACGUAUUUCGUGGUUGGAGAUAAGUUCUGGAUCUUGGACAGGCAGCUGCGCAGGCGUGGACCGUACACCAUAACGAGAUAUUGGAGGGAUAUAAAGACCCCUUUAGAUGCUGCUUACCGCAAUAAAAAAGGAAACGUGGUGUUCUUCAAAGGAUCAGAGUUCUGGGAAUAUGACUCCAAGAGAGUGUUAAGGAAUUCUGGUCAAAUUUCACGGUACGGUCUUCCCUCAGCUCUCGCUAACAUGGACGCAGUUUUCACAUGGGAGAGGAACAGGAAGACUUACUUUUUCAAGGACACCCUGUACUGGCGAUACAACGAAGACAACAAGAGGACAGACUGGGGAUAUCCCAAGGGUAUCAAAAACGCCUGGAAAUCAAUUCCCGAUCACAUUAAUGCUGCCGUACAGUGGGUCAACAGAAGAACCUACGUUUUCAGGGGAAGGCAGUAUUUAAAGCUUCAGCAGGGAAAGGUAUAUAUGGAGCAAGGAUACCCUCAAGAGAUUGCCAAAAGAUGGAUGAAAUGUAACCCUGGCGAUGAAAAGGACAGAGGUUUUGCCUCAAAAGAUCCCUAAAACUACACGAAAAAUGUGAUGUCCUCUUUAAUGUGCAUGUAUUUUAGACGGGAGAAAUAAACGAAACAUUCAAGAACUGAUGGUCUCGUUUAGAGGUCAUAGGUUUAUGAUCACAGAUCAAAUAGUCAAAGGUAACAGGUUGCUGCCCACAGCAGAGGGAGUUUCGUAUUAUGAU
Pocillopora verrucosa is the source of this 1867-nucleotide messenger RNA. NCBI's taxonomy places the organism in Eukaryota, Metazoa, Cnidaria, Anthozoa, Scleractinia, Pocilloporidae. The record is from RefSeq and is a predicted model, not a curated record.